Molecule: messenger RNA, 6153 nt
Organism: Nematolebias whitei (Rio pearlfish)
Lineage: Eukaryota; Metazoa; Chordata; Actinopteri; Cyprinodontiformes; Rivulidae
Product: C-myc promoter-binding protein
Exons: 35
Coding region: 1-6108 (2035 amino acids)
Biological process (GO): regulation of Rab protein signal transduction
Cellular component (GO): cytoplasmic vesicle
Molecular function (GO): protein binding
Source: RefSeq, a predicted model, not a curated record
AUGACGAUCAAGAUGAAGACAAUAAAGAAGAAGACUCCAUAUCACAUGGGCAGUCGGUGGGGAUGGGAAAUUAUGGAGGACAAAGGCCCACGUGUAGCUGACUACUUUGUGGUGGCUGGUCUCACGGACCCGUCCAAGCCAUUGGACCAGGAGAUCCACUUCAAUGAUGUGUGCCACAAAACAGCCAAGCAGAAAGCUCCCAUUACUGAUGUGACGGUGGUGAUCCGCUCACUGGGAGAGGAGGUGCCUCUGGGGUUUACAUGCAUAGAGACUACACCAAGUGGCCAGUCAGCGGAUCUUAACAACGGCGGCCUCAUGGCACCGCAGAUCUUCUUGUGCUACAGACGAGGCCGUGACAAGCCACCGCUCACAGACCUGGGUGUGCUAUAUGAAUGGAAGGAGCGACUAAAGCAGGGCUGCCACCUUAUCCAGACCACUCCAUCUGGACGUCCAGCUAACAUCAGUGGCAAUUCCUCUCAGCGUGUUUACAUCACAUACCGGCGAGCACCUGAGAGUCAGCCUCACGCCUCACUGGCUGUCACUGAUAUUUGCAUCAUCAUCCCGAGCAAAGGGGAGACGCCCCCGCACACCUUCUGCAAGGUGGAGAAGAACCUCAACAGCAGCAUGGCGGUGAUGCGAGACAGGCAGACCACAGAGGAGGCGCACUGGUUCAGGAUGACGUCAGACGCUUUGCAGAGCGAGCUCCUCAUCUCUUCGGGCAGCCCGGGUUAUGGAACCAUCUUGUUUGAGGUUCCAAGCGGACUGAUCCAAGCGGCCGAUUUUCACACAAGCUUAUUCAGCAGAUACCCUGAGGAAGACUAUGAGUCAUUUCCUCUGCCAGAGUCCGUCCCUCUUUUCUGCCUUCCCAUGGGGGCCACCAUCGAGUGCUGGCCAGCAAACACCAAAUACUCUCUCCCAGUUUUUUCCACCUUUGUCCUCACCGGAGCCUCAGGAGAGAAGGUUUAUGGUGCUGCUAUCCAGUUCUACGAGCCAUACCCACAGGAGUGCCUGACUGAUCAGCAGUCCUCCCAGCUGGGUUUCCCACAACAGCACAACCCAGCCAACAUUACAGCCAGCACCACAGACAGCUCCAGCCACUGUUCACUCUACACCAACAAGUGCAUCUGCUUGCUCUCUCACUGGCCCUUCUUUGAUGCUUUCUGCAAGUUCCUCACAUUCCUCUAUCGUUACUCCAUCUCAGGCCCUCAUGCACUGCCCAUUGAAAAGCACAUCUCUCACUUUAUGCACAAAGUUCCUUUUCCUUCUUCCCAAAGGCCUCGCAUCUUAGUGCAGCUUUCCCCUCAUGACAGCCUGAUGUUGAGCCAACCAGUGAGUUCUCCGUUACCUCUCAGCGGUGGGAGAUUUUCCACACUGCUCCAGAACCUCGGUCCAGAAAACGCCGUGACCUUACUGGUGUUUGCCGUCACUGAACAUAAGAUCCUGAUUCACUCGUUACGCCCAGCGGUGCUGACCAGUGUAGCCGAGGCUUUAGUGUCUAUGAUCUUCCCUUUCCACUGGCCGUGUCCAUACAUCCCCUUGUGCCCCCUGGCUUUGGCUGAUGUGCUGAGUGCCCCAUGUCCAUUCAUUGUCGGUGUGGACUCUCGAUACUUUGAUCUUUACGACCCUCCACCGGAUGUGAGCUGUGUGGACCUGGACACAAACACCAUUUUCCACAAUGAAGACAAACGAGCUCUCACGUGGAAAAUCCUACCAAAGAAAGCCUGUAAAAACCUGAUGAAUGUGUUGAGACAUCUCCACCAGCAGCUGGUUGAUGGUCAGUACCAGCCAGAUGGGUUGCUGGAGCUGAGCAUGAGUAAUGCACCAGAGCUGAGCUGUGGGAAGAGCCUCCACACGCUGGAGCUGGAGAUCCAGGAAGCCUUUCUGCGUUUUAUGGCAGCUAUUUUAAAGGGUUACCGCUCCUUUCUGCGUCCCAUCACUCAAGCACCUUCAGAGAAAGCCACAGAUGCCAGCUCACUCUUUGACCUGCAAGGGUUCUUGAAGAGCCGGGAUCGCUCACACCAGAAGUUUUACUCUUUAAUGACCAAGACCCAGAUGUUCAUCCGCUUCAUUGAGGAGUGCUCGUUUGUCAGUGACAAAGACACCAGCCUGGCCUUUUUCGAUGACUGUGUGGAUAAACUCUAUAGUUCAGAACGAAGUGCAGAAAAAGGAGCCAAAGCGGAUGCUGACAGGACAGAGGAGGCCAGGUUGAUAGAGACUGAUGAAUCCCAGCGCAGUGAGCACACAGUCUUCAUCACCCCUCCAGAGCUGCCUACAUUACUUGAUGGAGAGGAAUAUCCACUAUGUUACAGGUAUGAUGGCUUCCCGGUGUUGAGUCUUGACUUGUUUGACCCUGUGGAGGGCCUGCGGACGCCAUCCUCUCGCCUCGCUGCCAGGCAAAGCUGUCCCACCAGCCCCGCCCCCAUGUUUAGACGCACCAAACAGGAAAUUAAAUCAGCCCAGAAGAUAGCUAAGAAGUACUCGUCUGUCCCUCAGCUAUGGUCCAAGUGCCUGCUCCGUCACUGCUAUGGCCUGUGGUUCAUCUGCCUGCCAGCGUACGUGAAGGUGUGUCACUCCAAAGUACGGGCACUUCGCACCGCCUAUGACGUCCUCAGGAAGAUGCAGGCAAAGAAGUUGCAACCCCCUGAUGAGGUCUGUUAUCGGGUCCUGAUGCAGCUCUGUGGGCAGUACGGCCAACCUGUCCUGGCUGUCAGGGUCCUGUUUGAGAUGAAGAAGGCUGGAGUUCAUCCAAAUGCAAUCACCUAUGGCUACUACAAUAAGGCAGUGUUGGAGAGCACAUGGCCUUCCAGCACCAGAGGAGGAUACUUUCUGUGGAUGAAGCUGAGAAAUGUAAUUUUGGGUGUGGCACAGUUCAAACAGGCUCUACGACAUCAUAGACCCCUCACCCAGAGUCCCCUCUCAGAGGGCAGCGACCUGGACGCAGUGAGUCACAGCAGUAUGGAUAGUUCUGCCGACACUCACCCGGCCGAGCAGGGCCCCUUCGCCUCAGACGCCAUCAAAGUAGACCCCACUGAUGAUAUAUCUAGCACAGGAGAUCAGUCAGAUUUGGGUUAUAACUCCCUGUCCAAAGAGGAGGUUCGGAGAGGUGAACCCACCCCGCAGGGCACAGCCCCCAACAAAGAUGACAAGAAGGAGAGCGACUGCAGCUCCCUGUCGGAGACAGAAAGUGCAAAGGGAAGUAAAGACUGCCUCCCUCAGUUGGACUCAGACAUGAAUUCCUCCUUCAAACCCCGAGAAAUAGUUCGCAGCAGUUAUCCAUACGAAGAUUCAUCUUGCAAACCCAAGAGCUCUGCUAGCGCAGGCCAUGUGGCAGGUCUCCUCUUCACCUCCUCUCUGGAUGAGAUCGGUGACAUUCACUGCAACUCUUUGAUCAAAAGACAUAGGAGUGUUCUGGAGGAGGUGGUGGGCAGCACCGGCAGCAGCUCUGCUCUAGACCGGCAGUUUGUGAGGGGUCGUCGCUUGAGUGGGGACACUGCAGGCAGUGGAGGCAUCACUGUCCUCGGUCUGGGGAUGAGUCAGGCUGAAACUGACCCAGAAAAGAUUGCAGGGCACUUGGGUGCAGAUGCCAAAAUUCUUUCUAGUGCUAAUUACAGUAAAAGAUCUCUUUCUCGAGGGCAGGGAGGGUAUGAAGGACUUUCUGUCAAAGCUGGGGGUGCUUUUAGAUAUUGUGAGGAGGAAGAGGAAGGGCAUGUUUCCAGUGAUGAAGACAGGAGUCAUACAGAGACCAUUUUUGAUUUUGAAGACAUAGAAAUAGACAAGCCUGUCGCAGAGAUUAAUUCAUGCAGCAAAACUCACAAGAAACCCAUCGAACGCAGUGCCAGCUAUGGUGGAGUGAGUGCUGUAACGUCCAAUAAAGCUAUCAGGCGCACCGGAAUUGAAACUGGCUACGACCCGCUUUCCCUUCUAGCAGCUGAAAUGCAGGCUGGAAAUCCAGGUUCUGAUCAGUACAUGGAUGAAGAUGAGGCCGGCACGCCAAAAGCUCGCAGGAACCUAGCCAGAGAGAUUGAGGUCUACAUGAACCACUUGGACACGCCGCUGAGCAGCCGCACACCCAGCUCUGACCUGACCUCAGACCCUGCCAGCCCACUCCUCCUCCACCCCUCCUCAGCCUCCGCCCCCCGCAGAUCCAGCCUGCCCCACAGUUCCCCUUUCAGAAUGGCCGAAGUGCCACGCUCCCGCACCUUCCAUCAAACCUCACCUUCCCAGCCCAUCACUCGUCAGCGUCUGAUAUCAUCCCCUUCUUGUCAGAGCUCCAGCACCAGCCCCAGCCUCAGCCCCUUCCAGGAGGAGGUCGACAGCAUCAGUCUGUCAUCACCUUCACCCACCUCCUCCUUCGCCCUGGACAAUCUGCUCACACCAACACUAGACGUCUUUAAGACCAGCAUGUUUUCUGCUGGAAAGGGUGUGGCUGAGAAGGCAAGCCGCUGGUAUUCACGUCUCGCUACGUACACCACACCUACCAAGGACACUCAUAGUGACCAUCUGAGUGUGUCCUCCCUCACUGUUGGAGAUCCAGACUGCUCCUUCCUGCUUGAUGAAGCUGAAUGUACAGAGUCAGAGUGUUCAGUAGUCUUUCCUAAAAAAAAUGGCCUUGUUGGUCCCCCAGAGCCUCGCAGGAGCCCCAAACACAGCUCCAUCCAUAGCAGAGUGGACAGCCUCCCUGCAAGUUGCAGCCUUGGAAAACCCUCAUCUCUUCUUCCUGGGAGUGCACUGUCUCCGCCUGGAUUCCUGCUGCCAGACAAGUCAGAUCUUGGUUCUUCUCACUACACCAGCAACACCAGCAUCUUCAACAACUAUGCCAUGGAGCUGCUGAUCUCCAGCUGCUCUCGGUGUAAAACAUGUGACUGUCUGGUGUACGAUGAGGAGAUCAUGGCUGGCUGGAAGGCUGAUGACUCCAACCUGAACACCACCUGCCCCUUCUGUGGGAACCCUUUCCUGCCCUUCCUCAACGUGGAGAUCCGGGACAUGCGAGGAACUGGAAGGCUUUUCUUGAAGGGCAGCCCAUCGGUGGAUGAAACGAUGACGUCAUCGUACUCCACCUCAACAGGUUUGGACACGGGGACAUCUACUUUGUCCACGCCGUGUCCCCCCACAGCUGUGUUCCCUCCCUCCUCUUUAACAGCUGCACAGGACUGCUCUGGAAGGGCUCAGCCUAUCAAAGCUCAAGGUAUCAACAUCCCCUUAGAGCGACAGCAGGGGGCACUGUUCUCCAGAGCAGCGAUGACCCGCAGUGUCAGCGCCUUCAGUCCUCUGGAGGAAACAUCUGGAUUCAGCCGCUGCCUGCCAACAUCAGGCAGCCUACCCAGCUGUCUGAACGAAGCCACGGACCCGAUGAGUAUGGACUGGAGACUCCACAACCCCGAGCCAGUGACAGUUCCUUAUCUGAGCCCGCUGGUGCUGUGGAAGGAGCUGGAGAGCCUGCUGGAGAACGAGGGGGACAUGGUGAUCAGUGAAGCCGACCUGGUGGACCACCAUCCCAUCAUCUACUGGAACCUGGUCUGGUACUUCAGACGGCUGGAUCUGCCCAGCAACCUGCCGGGUCUCAUCCUCACAUCGGAGCACUGCAACAGAGACACUCAGGUCCCUCGUCACUGGAUGUCAGAGGACAGUAAACACGUGCUGAUCCAGAUCCUGUGGGACAACCUGAAGCUGCACCAGGACCCAGUCCAGCCUCUCUACAUUCUCUGGAACGCAUGCAGACUUAAUUGUACUCUGUUGUUAGAAAACGUGGGUUACCCUCUGGCCCGGCUCGUCCCGGAAGAGGAGAAGCCAUUCAGCGAGGAGCUGCUGCAGAGCGUGGUGAAGAGCAUCCAGAGGAACGACGUCAGUCGGCCAAUGGCUCAGCUGCUGCAGCUCCUGGACAAAACACUCGGCGUCAAAAGGCAAAGGAGUUUGUACCGGGACAUCCUCUUCCUCUCCCUCGUGGCUUUAGGAAAAGAUAACAUUGAUAUCGACGUCUUUGAUCGAGAGUACAAGUUGGCGUACGACCGCCUGUCGCCGCACCUGGUGAAGCUGACCCGCAACUGUGACCGUCCUCCGAGCGCGGGCGUCAUGGAGUGUCGCCGGACGUUUGGAGAGCCUUACCUGUAAAAACACUCACCUUGAUUUCCCUUGAACCCAUCUCAGGAAACUUGC